This is a messenger RNA of Bolinopsis microptera, 1656 nucleotides long. Its product is annotated as T-box transcription factor TBX2-like. The record is from RefSeq and is a predicted model, not a curated record. The transcript is spliced from 9 exons. Gene Ontology annotation, molecular function: DNA-binding transcription factor activity; RNA polymerase II cis-regulatory region sequence-specific DNA binding. Bases 75 to 1319 code for a protein of 414 amino acids. NCBI's taxonomy places the organism in Eukaryota, Metazoa, Ctenophora, Tentaculata, Lobata, Bolinopsidae. Gene Ontology annotation, cellular component: nucleus. Gene Ontology annotation, biological process: positive regulation of DNA-templated transcription.
UUCUCCCCUUCUUGCGUCCGUUGUAACAGCUUGCUAUUUGUUUAGGCUAACGUUUAUUGAAAGUUUAUGACACCAUGGAGUCUUCUGGAUACAAGAUUAGCAACCGGUCAAAUCCUUUUUCCGUCAAUUCCCUGCUGUCUGAUAGCAGCCUGAAGAAGUUCCAUCCUUAUCUAAGACAAAGUUCCAUGUUCAGAAACCUCGACCUCUCCAUGCUAGGUCCGAGGAUCGAGCUGCCCACUCUUGCUCCUCCCAACCCUCCUUCCCCUGUCACUCCCGCCGGACAAGGGGUUCAAGUCAGCUUGGAGAACAACGAGCUGUGGAAGAAGUUCCAUGCUCUGAACACCGAGAUGAUCAUCACUAAAACGGGCAGGAGAAUGUUCCCGCCAAUUAAAUUAAAGCUCAACGGACUGAACCCAAAUAGCAAGUACAUCGUGCUCAUGGAUAUGGUACCGGCUGAUGAUCACCGAUACAAAUACCAAAACUCUGAAUGGGUGAUAGCAGGGAAGGCCGAGCCGACAGUUCCCGGACGAAUGUACAUCCACCCAGACUCGCCAGCCACCGGUCUUCAAUGGAUGAAGGGCCCCGUCACCUUCCACAAAAUGAAACUCACCAACAACACCCUAGACCAACAAGGACAUAUCAUACUGAACUCGAUGCACCGAUACCAGCCGAGGAUCCAUGUGGUGGAAGCAAAUGACAUCAAGUGGCUGCAGUUUGCCUCUUUCACCACUGUAUCCUACCCUGAAACUGUGUUCAUGGCAGUUACUGCUUAUCAGAAUGAUCAGAUAACUCAACUGAAGAUCGACCACAAUCCCUUUGCUAAAGGAUUCAGAGACCUGUGUUCCAACAAAAAUAAAGACAAGAAUCAAGCCAGAAGCCCGACCCAAGUGAGCAGCACUACAUCAGACCAUCAGUCCCCUCAGAGGCUACUCACUGAGCCGUCUGGCAAAUCUCCCGAACCUACCAUAUCAAGUGAGAGACCGUUACCAGGAGGAUUUGACACCUCCCCCACGUACGUUCCCGCCAUGUACCCAGGCUCCCUUCCCUCCACACUCCACCCUCCCACCAUGCUGCAACUCAAGGACUCCCUGAUAGCUAGCCAUCACUCUCUCCUAGCUACAGCUGCCAGCACUCUCCUGAACAAAGCGGCCGCUUCCCAGCUACUCCAAGCGACUCCCCCGACUCUUAGUCUCCCGCAGCCAUUUAAGCUGGAUCUCAAGCAGGCUCUGGAAGCACUUGCUCAGCAGGUUGCUCUGGAGAAGUCAUCAAGUCUGCUCAAGCAAACGAUAAAGACGUGGAGACCCUGGGAAGACCGCUAAUAAUCGGCCGAUAGCCGCUGUCGAGGCUGAUUGCAGAAUUAAACAGAAUUGUUAGAUGAGUCAGAUAGGUUGAUAUUUACGGAAGUCGAGACAAGAGAUUCGAGGUCACGAAACAGAUGAUCCAGAUAUUACUGAAUGUUUAUUGGAAGAGAGCCAAAUGAACGGACUUGAGGUCUUGCAGAGAGACAUGUUUUAGCUGUCAUAAAGUUGACUAUAAUAUUUAAAUUAUUUUUCAGGUUACUGUCCAAUUUAAUUGAUGAAAUUUAUAUUUGUAUGUAUAGCUCGUGAAAUGAAAAUAUUUAAUUUUUCUGACGUAUUAUGUAUCUAAAUGCCGACU